Molecule: messenger RNA, 1347 nt
Organism: Phyllostomus hastatus (greater spear-nosed bat)
Lineage: Eukaryota; Metazoa; Chordata; Mammalia; Chiroptera; Phyllostomidae
Product: keratin, type I cuticular Ha7-like
Exons: 9
Coding region: 1-1347 (448 amino acids)
Molecular function (GO): structural molecule activity
Source: RefSeq, a predicted model, not a curated record
AUGGUCUACUGCCUGCAGAAGGCACAGCAGCUGCAGCAGGGGAAUGGGGGGCUGGGGGCUGAGACCCAGCAGUGGAGCCAAAGGCAGCUCCCCGACGUGCGCUCCAAGGGCUGCCCACACUCUGAGAGCAUCGAAGAGCGGCCACAAAAGGGAAGACUUAACUGUAAGACCCGAAACUGCAAAAGCCGACCCAACCUCUGUCUGCCCCAAAGCUGCCACACCGCUUGCCCCUUGCCAGGAACCUGCCACAUUCCUGGCAACAUCGGAAUCUGUGGGGCCCACGGUGAAGGCGUCCUGAACGGGCACGAGAAGGAGACCAUGCAGUUCCUGAACGACCGCCUGGCCAACUACCUGCAGAAGGUGCGGCAGCUGGAGCAGGAGAACGCGGAGCUGGAGACCAAGAUCCGGGAGUGGAGCAAGUGCCACGAGACCACCGUGUGCCCCAACUACCAGUGCUACUUCCAGACCAUCGAGGAGCUCCAGCAGAAGAUCCUGUGCAGCAAGGCCGAGAACGCCAGGCUGGUGACCCAAAUUGACAACGCCAAGCUGGCCGCGGAUGACUUUAAAAUCAAGCACGAGAGCGAGCACUCCCUGCGCCUGCUGGUGGAGGCGGACAUGUGCGGGAUGCACAAGCUCCUGGAUGACCUGAGCCUGGCCAAGGCCGACCUGGAGGCCCAGCAGGAGUCCCUGAAGCAGGAGCAGCUCUGCCUCAGGAGCAGCCAUGAGCAGGAAGUGAACACUCUGAAGUGCCAGCUGGGAGACAAGCUCCGCAUUGAGCUGGACACCGAGCCCUCCGUGGAUCUGAGCAGGGUGCUGGAGGAGAUGCGGUGCCGGUACGAGGCCAUGGUGGAGACCAACCGCCAGGAUGUGGAGCAGUGGUUCCAAGCCCAGUCGGAGGGCAUCAGCCUGCAGGCCAUGUCCUGCUCUGAGGAGCUACAGUGCUGCCAGUCGGAGAUCCUGGAUCUGAGAUGCACGGUGAAUGCCCUGCAGGUGGAGCGCCAGGCCCAGCACAACCUGAAGGACUGUCUGCAGAACUCCCUGUGUGAGGCCGAGGGCCGCUACGGCACUGAGCUGGCCCAGAUGCAGAGCCUGAUCAGCACCGUGGAGGAGCAGCUGGCCGAGAUCCGGGCUGACCUGGAGCGGCAGAACCAGGAGUACCAGGUGCUGCUGGACACGAAGGCGCAGCUGGAGUGCGAGAUUGCCACGUACCGAGGCCUGCUGGAGAGCGAGGACUGCAAACUCCCCUGCAAUCCCUGCUCUACACCGGCCUCCUGCACCCUUCGUCCCAGCUGUCCCCCGCCAGCCUGUGGGCCUCCCUCAGCCUGCAGAGCCUGCACUGGGAGCUGA